GAGAUUUAAAAAUGUGAAUGUUCCUGGGAGUGGUCAACACACGCACUAUGGACAGAGAGGGUGUGGCCAUACAUAUCUGCUACUGAGUUUCACCUGAGAACUAAAUAAGCCUGCUCCACCAGAACUGGAGCACCGCUGGGCCUCCAAGGACACACUUUUACUUUGGAUUAUACCUCCACUUAGGGUUAGAAUGGAGCCUGUAGCCACAAGUGUGAGGCUUAACAUGGCCGUGCUGUUUCUGCUUGCAAUUUGGCUGAAGACAGAUGUGACGGAGGCGAUGGUGGUGACGUCCUCGGGGCCACAGACCAUUCAAAAGGCUCAGGGGGAGACAGUGCAACUGGGAUGCACCUACACCCCCGGCUCCGAAGACACAGGAGAGCUGGACAUUGAGUGGUACAACGUCAGCCCAGACAUGACACAGAAAGACCAUCUGAUCUUAUCAUAUACAGGAGGCCAGAUACACUACUACUCCGACCCGGCCAUCUCCCAAAGGCUCAAGUUCAUUGCGGAUCCCAAGUUGGGAGACGCUUCUGUCUCACUCUCUGAUGUGAAGCCCUCAGACACAGCCACCUACCAGUGCAAAGUCAAGAAGGCACCGGGUGUUGACAUGAGAAAAAUCACUCUGGUGGUGAUGGUUCCUCCAUCAUCGCCAAAGUGUUGGGUUGAAGGCGGAGAGGAGAAAGGUGGCCCAGUCUCCCUCCGCUGUAAAUCUUCUCACGGAUCCACUCCUGUCAGUUACACGUGGAGCAGAGAAAGCGGAGGUGCAAUACCAGCCACUGCAACCCAAGACCCACAGACUGGGGAGCUGUUAAUAAAGAACCAUACAGACGGAAACAUUGGGACUUACGUGUGUGUGGCAAAAAAUACUGUGGGCCAAGGACAGUGUAAAUAUGCACUGAAUGCAUACAACCCUACCAAUAAGGUGGGUGUCAUAGUCGGGGCAGUGAUAGGUGCUCUCUUGCUGCUGCUCCUCCUCCUGCUUCUCAUCUGGCUGCUGGUCUGCUGCUGCCACAAGCGUCGUUACGAGAAAGAGGUCGCAAAUGAAAUAAGGGAGGACGUCAAGGCCCCGGAGAGCAGACCCUCCAGCAGAAACUCCAGUUUCCGCUCGGUGAUGGCGUACCGCACCCACCCCGGGGUGCACUACAGCUCCGUGAGGAACCACCAUCCCAGUAUGCGAGAAGCAGGCAGCAGUGCCGGCAUCUAUACAGGCGAGAGUAACGGCACGUCGCAGCCAACUACUGCAGGGGAACUCCUUCCCUCUCUCAAUUACGAUCAUCGAUAUGGAUACGCUGUGUAACUACAAUCCAAAUGCCUGAUUGACUUCUUUUUUCUUUAGUAUAAAACUUUUCCUUCUGAAGAAAGGAGCUUUUACUUUAAGUGUAAAACAUGUUGUAAAGAAUUCUAUGUAAAGUAUGUAUAUUAUAAAUGGUGCAAGACAUUGUAUUUAACUGGAGAAUAAUGGGACUCAUAAAAUCUUACCUCGGCACUUGGACAAACAAGAAUGUACAACUGGUUGACUUUCAUGAUGCAUAAAGAAUAGGUUCUCUUUGUUACACGGAUUUUUUUCUAAAACUGUGUGUAAAAUGUAUAUAUCAAAAGACUUGCAUUUUUAGAUUUAGCUCAAACAUUUUAUUACUUUUUUUUUUAAACGUGUACAAUAAAACGUUUUUUUAAAUAUCAUGUCAAUGAGGAGAAUACCAUCUAAAUCCAAUGAAGGGCUCACUGAGCAUUCAGAUUUUUGUGUUAUUGCUUGAUGAUAUCACAACAUAAUAGACUAGCAUUUUAAACCCAUCUCCCACUCUCAGGAUGCAGAAUUGAAACAAUUGCUCUGAAAAAAGAUAAUACCUAAUUGAAAUUGCAUCAUAAUGAAAUUUGAUUGUUUUGUUUUGAAAUGCAAAGUUUAAAAUCAUCACAUAAAAACUAAUUAUGUGGUCAGAGGUUCAAAUACAACUUACUCAGAGGGGGUCACUAUGUUUUGAAAUGCAUCAAACAUGAAAAAUUGUCUUGGUGUAGACACUUGGUUUGACCAACAGUCUCUCAGUUCUCAUUGCCCGCAGAUUGGAGGAUAUUUUCAGCGCUGUAAUGCAUAAAUAUGUAUUUAAAGUUCAGCUGCUUUUGUAUCAGAAUAAUGGGAGACAAUGAAGUCAGUUUUGCCCCUGACCCUCUUAUUUGCAUUUGCCUCCCGGAGAAUGUUAGCCUGACAAGACAGACCUACAUUAAGAUGUUGGGUCUGGGAACUCACCAUUGGCGAGGCUCAACCCGAGGGGCAGGAUAAACGGUUGUCUUUCAAAUUCC
Etheostoma spectabile (orangethroat darter) is the source of this 2295-nucleotide messenger RNA. It is a transcript of the gene vsig8b, whose product is annotated as V-set and immunoglobulin domain containing 8b. The record is from RefSeq and is a predicted model, not a curated record. The transcript is spliced from 8 exons. The coding region runs from base 191 to 1297 and encodes 368 amino acids. Lineage: Eukaryota; Metazoa; Chordata; Actinopteri; Perciformes; Percidae.